Panonychus citri (citrus red mite) is the source of this 2862-nucleotide messenger RNA. RefSeq names its product ABC transporter G family member 23-like. Lineage: Eukaryota; Metazoa; Arthropoda; Arachnida; Trombidiformes; Tetranychidae. The record is from RefSeq and is a predicted model, not a curated record. Gene Ontology annotation, cellular component: membrane. Gene Ontology annotation, molecular function: ATP hydrolysis activity; ATP binding; ABC-type transporter activity.
AUUUAAAGCGACAAAACCAAUUGCAGGUGAUCAGCUAAUUGUUAUUAUCUUUUUUUUAAUUGUUGUAAAAUGACUAAGCAAACGAUUAAACUGUGCUCUUUGUUAUUAAAGGAAUACUACCAACUACCAUUGAAACCGAAGAUGAGUUUAGAGCUAUGCAGAAAAGUGCAAUAAGUGGCCUGGUAAAGUCAGAGAAUGAAACAUCAGAACCUGCAACUAAAAGACAAAGGAAAGAGCCUCAGGCUAAAGAAGAUGUUUACUAUAUGGUUAAUCCCGAUCAAUUUCAUCUUUAUUUACGUGAUAUGACAAUUUUAGAGGAUUAAAGGCUCAUUAUGACGAUGAGAAAGCAGCUCAAUUGGUCCAAGUUAUGCUUCGAUUAAGUCAAUCGUCUCCCUGGACAAAGGAAACAAUUGCAAUCAGUAAAAGCGAUAUUGUCUCUCAUUGUCUUCGAGAAAAUUUAUUCCCAUCUCGAGAUAUUGUUGAUGAAUAUCUUCUCUUCCUUACCGAUGAUGAUACUCGAUUUGUUGUCAAAGUCGAUGAAAGAUCUCACAAUUCGAAACUCACUAAUCAGUUUGAUAAUCCGAUUAUUGGUAUUGUGCUGAUGCAAAAGCGGGAAAACCGAAUGUCCUCCGUCUCUCUUAAUCACUAUUUUCUCCCUCUCUUUUUCUCUCUUUUUCUCCCUUCUUUAAUCUCCCCUCCCCAAACAGCGUAUUUACCAUGAGAUGAGAAUCUUUGACCUCCAUGUAAAGUGAAUAUCUUCUUGAAUUUUCCUCUUUUCCUCAACCUCCUACUUCCUACUUUCUUUUACCUUUUAUUUUCCCUCAGCGGGGCUUUCCCGCCUCUCAAUUUUUCCCCUCUUCAUCCAUCGUGGACACAAAAUUGAAACAAACUAACCAUGAGUUCAUCGGUAGAUCCAUCAGUGAAUACAGUGACCCUUCAAGUCGUAGGUCGUCCACGUUCCCAUACAAUAGUAAGUAUGGUCAACAAGUGUUUGGUCUUCGGUAUCAACGCGAUCAGCUCAAGUGAAAAAUCAGCCGUUCAGGCUAAACAAGUUUCCCUCGUUCUCAUGAAUGGAUUAGAACCCGUGCCAAUAUUAAAUCGUCUUAAUCUAAAUGUUCAAAGAGGAACAAUUUAUGGGCUUUUAGGUCCAUCAGGCUGAAAAACUUCAUUCCUACGAUGUCUCAUCGGUUUCCAGGCCAUUUCAUCAGGUAAGAUAAGUGUCUUUGGUUACCCUCCAGGCGAUGAAAGAUCAGGUGUUCUCGGGAGAGGUUUAGGUUACAUGCCACAAGAUUUGGCUCUACACGAGUACCUGUCCAUAGGUGAACUGUUGACAUACUAUGGUAACUUGUACCUAAUCGAAACGGAGACACUUAAAAAACGAAUCGAUCGUCUUAUAACCUCCCUUGAUCUUCCGGAUAAAGAUCGUCUUGUGAUCAAUUUAAGUGGUGGACAACGUAGACGUGUCUCUUUUGCACUGACCAUUGUCCAUAAGCCAAGAUUACUCAUCUUGGAUGAACCAACAGUGGGCUGUGAUUCAAUACUUCGUGAACGUAUUUGGGAAUUGUUGACACACUUUUCAACCGUUGACAGAAUAACGGUAAUCAUUACAACCCAUUAUAUUGAGGAGGCUCGACGUUCCCAUCGAGUCGGUUUCAUGAGAACGGGGUCAAUUCUAGUUGAAGAUUCACCCACUGAGUUAAUGGACAGAAUGGGUUUUAAUACAUUGGAAAAAGUGUUUCUAGCUCUUGUAAUGGACAACAAAACAAAAGACACAUUUAUUAAUAAUAAUCAAAAAAAUCAACUAAUUGUUAACGUUCAACAACAACGAACAUCAUUUGUUAAUGUUAAUCUAGAAGAUGAAGAUGAAAUUUCAAGUGAUGAGAUUAAUUAUGAUGAUAGUGAUUCAAAUGAUUGUGCCAACGGUAAACAAAGACCUCGAUCAGUUUCAUAUACCUUGACAAUAGCACCGAUUAAAUAUCCAAUGUCCGAAGUGUCCGAGAUUAUGGUUGAUUAUAAGAAACCAAUUCCCGUGAGACGGAAAAAUUUAGAGACUCGAUUACUAUUCUGGUACUGCACUUUGAUCAUCGUAAUUCAAAACUUCGCCAUGCAAAUUAAACGCACACCAACAACGAUAAUUGUUCAAUUUGUGAUUCCGUUAAUUUCCUUAAUGUGUUUCUGUAUGUUUGUUGGUCAAAUACCUUACGAUUUGAAACUUGGUGUGGUCAAUAAUGAAUCUACCGUUAAUCGGUAUGUUUUUACCCAAGUGCCUUUCGAUUCGGCUGAGAAGGCGAAAAUUGCAGGUAAAACUCAAUCGAUCGUCGGUUGGAUUGAGAUUCCUGAAAAUUUUACUUCCGCUUUGAUUCAACGUUAUCGUAAACCCGAUGAGUUUACCAAUAAAACUCACGAUGAUUCAACCAUCUUAUUACAUCUCGAUGUUACUAAUUGGCCGAUUUCCUUGACCAUUGAAAGAUCGUUCCAACAAGCUUACCUUGAUUUCGUUCAGAAAAUGAUGACCCACCUUGGUCGUAAUCGGGCAAUCACCAAGAUACCUGUGGAUGUACCUGAGGUUGUCUAUGGAUCGUUGGAGACCAAUGAUUUCUCAGGAUUUCGAGAAUUUGUUUCCGUCGGGAUUUUGGUCAUCAUUUCGUAUACGAUCGCUUUUGAUGUGACCAUUUUGAUCGUGCUUUUGGAGAAGGUCAGUCUCAUAUUCGAGAGAAACUUUUCCGCAGGAACAUCAGAAGUAUCCAUGAUAACAUCAUUAUCCAUUCUGUCAACAAUUAAAACGAAUCACAAAAAUACGGAAAACAAAAGAAAUUAAAUAAAAUUGAACAUACAAUUAAUCCAACAAAUGGAAACAAAAUC